Molecule: messenger RNA, 5846 nt
Organism: Acanthochromis polyacanthus (spiny chromis)
Lineage: Eukaryota; Metazoa; Chordata; Actinopteri; Pomacentridae
Gene: gabrr2a
Product: gamma-aminobutyric acid type A receptor subunit rho2a
Biological process (GO): regulation of membrane potential; signal transduction; nervous system process
Cellular component (GO): membrane; neuron projection; GABA-A receptor complex
Molecular function (GO): GABA-A receptor activity; extracellular ligand-gated monoatomic ion channel activity; neurotransmitter receptor activity
Source: RefSeq, a predicted model, not a curated record
UCUGAUUUUUCUAUUUCAGUAUCAACACCAUGAUCCUAUAGCAGCACUGAGUCCUCCUGACAAUUGUGGCAUUGAUGGUUUAGAGUUUAGCCUGGCCAGUGUGAUGCCAUGCCCGAGGAAGGCUCUAUCCUCUGCUGAGAACCAUGCGCUGCCGCCUGAACCCUGCUGGAAUGAACCGACUGAACGGGGCUUUUAACGCUCUCACCUGUGGAUUUGGCGUCAAGAUGCCUUAUUUGACCAAACCUCUAUUUUUACUUUUCUGUCUGGUUCUCACCGGGGAAUGCCGUAAUCACCGUCAUCGGGUGCGGAGAUGGACCGGUACCGUAGAGAACCAAAAGCAUGGAACCUCCUACGCAAAGAAACCUCCAGAUGUGACCAAGUCUCGCAAAAUGAAGACAGAGCAUCUGCUCAAAGUAGAUGACCAUGACUUCACCAUGAGACCAGCAUUUGGAGGUCCUGCAAUCCCUGUUGGAGUGGAUGUUCAGGUGGAAAGCUUGGACAGUAUCUCUGAAGUUGACAUGGACUUCACUAUGACCUUGUACCUGAGGCACUACUGGAAGGAUGAGCGUCUGUCAUUCACCAGCAGCACCAACAAGAGCAUGACAUUUGAUGGCCGUCUGGUGAAGAAGAUCUGGGUCCCUGAUGUCUUUUUUGUCCACUCUAAGAGGUCCUUCAUCCAUGAUACCACCACUGACAACAUCAUGCUACGGGUCUUUCCUGAUGGUCAUGUACUCUACAGUUUGAGAGUGACAGUGACAGCUGCCUGCAACAUGGACUUCAGUCGCUUCCCUCUGGAUUCUCAGACCUGCUCACUGGAACUGGAGAGUUAUGCUUACACAGAUGAAGACCUGAUGCUGUACUGGAAGAGUGGUGAUGAGUCCCUCAGCACUGAUGAUCGUAUCUCGUUAUCACAGUUUCUCAUUCAGAAGUUCCACACCACAUCUCGCUUGGCCUUCUACAGCAGCACAGGCUGGUAUAAUCGUCUUUACAUCAACUUUACUCUGCGACGGCACAUCUUCUUCUUCCUGCUGCAGACGUACUUUCCUGCCACUCUCAUGGUGAUGCUUUCAUGGGUGUCGUUCUGGAUUGACCGGCGGGCUGUGCCGGCCAGAGUUUCCUUGGGCAUUACUACAGUGCUGACCAUGUCCACUAUCAUCACUGGAGUGAAUGCGUCCAUGCCACGAGUGUCCUACAUCAAGGCCGUAGACAUUUACCUCUGGGUUAGCUUUGUCUUUGUCUUCUUGUCUGUGCUGGAAUACGCCGCUGUCAACUACCUGUCCACUGUUCAGGACCGCCGGGAGCGCAAGAUGAGAGAGAGGGCACGAUCUCAGUCAUUGCCCUGCACCUGUGGCAUCUCCCAAACACGGACCAUGGCCAUGUUGGAUGGUACCUACAGCGAGGCUGACACCAACAGCCUAGCUGGCUACACUGAAGAGCCCAUGGUGCCUGAAGAAGAGCAGGAAGAAAUACCUGAGGUUCCAGAGAAGUCUGGACACAUGGUGGUCCACCUGUCAGUGAGCAGUGAGUCCACCACUACCAAGAAGAAGAAGAGCUUGCGUGCCCUCAACAUUAUUCAGAACACGCACGCUAUUGACAAAUACUCCCGAAUGAUUUUCCCUGGUUCAUACAUCUUUUUCAACCUUAUCUACUGGUCAGUCUACUGCUGAACAACACUUGAGUAAGGACAGAGGCCACAAACAUUCACACACAGAGACAAUCUGAAUGUUAGCUCAGAAGGACACUUGUGGAGUAAUUCAAAUAAUGCUGUACUGUAUGUCUAGUGCUGGCAGCUGAUUACAUUUAAGGCCAUGGAUAGUAAUACACCCUGAAAACAUGAGUUGUCUUAAAAAGUUCUGCGUUGCAACUUUGGGAUUGAAUGGAAUACUACGGUCUGAUUUUUGUUCCCUCAUGCAGCAGAUUGAAUGUACAUAAAUCCUAUAAAUUAAAACGUUAAAAGUAAUCAUGAAUGGUGUUUUAAAACUAUGAAUGCUAAUUAUGUAGUCCUUUUCAGCUUUGUCAAUUCCGGUUGAAGUUUUUUUCUUCUCAUACUGCUAUUCCUGGUAUGAUGGGAAAAAAUAGUUUUUUUAUCUGAAUUAUAACUGAUAGAUAUGGAUCAGGCACACUUUGUAUGUGAUCAUGCUAUGGAGCACUCAGUUGACUGAAGUCUGUAUUUAUUCAUUUGAAACGACCACCAAGCUUAGAGUCACUUUGAGUAUAACAUUUUAUUGCUCAAGGUUAACUUGAUGAUGACUUAUUUUUUAUAUUCCCAUCCUCAGUUCCAUUUUAUUUGUAUAGCACCAAAGUAUAAGUCAUCUCAGGGAACUUUACAUAGGUCAAGAUUUUACAUUAUAGAGAGAAACACAACUAUUGCUCAUUAAGCAGCAACUGGCCAAAGUGGAUUUCAAAAACUUUCAAAAUCUUUUAAUAGGAAAAAUUCUCUGGCAGACCCAGACUCAGGGAGGGCGGCCAUCUGCCUCAUCUGGUUGGGGUGAGAGUAGAGUGGAGAGAGAGAAAAGAGUAGCAAUGAGAAACAGCAAACGAUAAACACUGAGCAGGUUGGUGGGAACAGUACCCACAGAUCAGAAACAUGCAACUCUGGUACCCACAGAAAGGUACAGUGAGAUUGUAAUCUGAAAAUUUUAGAGUAUAUCCACCUAUUGAACCAAAACUAAGCAUUGGUUCAGUCAGCAGCUCCCAGUUUAUUUAACUAACAUUACCAUACCAACUUAAUCUUGAGGAAAGCUAAGCCAUGUGAGUAGCACGGUGAGGUGGUACUCUAAUAAUAUCUUUAUUUUAACAUGCUAAGGGUAGCAGUAUACCACAUUUCCUGUAUUUCCUGCAAAAUUUGCUCAAAUAUAAAAUUUAAUUUAGGCUGAUCACAAUGUUGUUUGUUUUGAGGGUGCCAUAACCCCCAUGUAUUGGAAAAAUGUAAGCUUUGCCCUGAUGAUGGCGGUAGACAAAACUCAGGAUCAACAAAGCUGUAGCAGUUCACUCUUUAAAGAACAUGUCUGUACUAAACCGAAUGGCAUUUUAUCCAAAAAUUUGCAGAUGUUUCACUCAGCUGAUACACAGUUAAGGUCAGUAAAUUUGUGAAUAUUAGGAGCUGGCCUGGUCAAAAUAAACAGCAGGUGACACUAAUGCCACACUGAGUAGUAGUUCAUGUGCCAUUAAAACAUUGCUGAAGAAGAUGGAUCAACAACUUGAUGUUAUUAUAAGAGCGACAGACAACCCUCAAAGGAUCGGUAACUAGAAAAAAUAUCAAAUCUGUGUUUCUUUUAUGCACUAACGUGAAGACUGUAUUAAUCUUGCAUGACUGCUCACAGAUGUAACAGUUUGUUUGCUGCCGCUUUUUAAAUCUGCAGCCAAAUUGAUACUUACACUUCAUAUAUUCCAUGAUUUAUUUGCUAAAUGUGUUUCCAUUGCUCUUGGUUGCAUUUUGUUUCUGCUGAUAUAUCAGGCUUUUCAAACAAAAAAACUCUUCUGCAGAAAUAUUUAAACAUUCUUGAUUACAUUGUCCAAUGUCCUAUCUGGAUUAUUAUGUGCUCGUUACCAAUGUGAAAAAUAUAUGGAUGGAAGAACAUUUACAGGAAUAUUAUGGAAGAAAUGGGGCAAAAAGAAAAGACAGGAUAUCAUAUAUUGCAACAGUGUAAGGAUGAAAUUAAGUUGUGAAGACAGCAAGUAAUUGUCCUGAGAAAAAAAAAGAUAUUCUAUUGCAAACAAAAAAGAUAACUAAGUAAUGAUGUUGUGACAACAGGCCCAAAAACAGUAGCAACCAAUGGAUGAUAUCAACUUCUGUAGGCUGCCAUGACUUCAGGAGAAACUGGUUAAAUAUCAUGACAAUGCUAUUUGCACAGCACAACACUAGACAAUACAACAAACCUUUUUUCCCCCCUUUGCAUUACUAUGUGACAGAGAGAUACCAGAGAGGGCAGCAGAGAUGACUGUGAUGACACUUGUAUUAGAAGAUCUAAAAGACUGUUAACCAGUUGAAUAUUUUCUCCUUUGGUCCUUGCGGUCACUUACCUAAGCAACACAUGUCAUGAGAAGCUAAUUUCCAGGGUCAGUGUACAGGAUUAAGUGGCAUCUAGCAGUUAGGUUGCACAUUUCAACCAAGUAAAUACUCUUUGCUUUGCCUUCUUCUUCAAAGUGUGUAGGAGAGCUGACAGUGGCCAUUAAAUAUGCAUCUCUACAGGCAAUGUUUGGAAACAUGGUGGUACAACAAGUCAGACUCUGUGGAAGAGAGCAGGCUCCCUAUUCAAUUAUUGUGAGGGCUCAUUCUGCGAAAACAUCAUUCUGAUUUCCAGGUGAUUAUACUUACAUGUUUUAUAAACAUACCUAACCAUAAUAUAUUUAAUGUCUGCUAUAGAUCCUUCUAAAACUGCAUACACUGACCCUGUAAUAAAGCUACUUAACGUAUCAGGAACCCUAUUAUUGAAUAGUAAGUAAACAGAAAUAUUUUCUUAUUCUCCUCUCUUGUCUUUGAAAAAAAAACUGGGAUACUGGAAUGAGCUUCUUAUCCAUGAUCUACUUACAUCGCAGAAUGCAGGGUUUCCCUAAACUUUUCAAGAAAUGCAUAUGCCUAUGAUAAUUUAGAUGAACUUGUCAUUGUGUGAAAACAUGCUUACUGACUUGACGGUGCUGUUUUUUUAAAAAUUCCAUUUCAGUGUACAUAUGUCCUCCUCUGUACACAAAUCUCUUUUUUUUAACUGUACUGUGGUAAUUGAUCAAUCACUCAUUGUCAUUAAUUGUUUGAUUAAUUUGGUCUCAUAAAAACAUAUGCUUUCCUUUUGAACACUACCUGAACAAUGACUUAAUCAACAUGACUGAGAUUCUGUCCAGAAUAUUUGCAUAUGACUUUUGGCUCUGAUUUACUGAAAUCACUUUAAGUGAUAACGAGCACAGUUCCCCACACCACCCAUUGUUGUUCAGUUAUUAUAACUGUGCGGACUACACUGUGAAAAAGACUCAGUGUUAUUGUGUUCCUCAAGCUUUAGUUGCUGAUUUUUGUGACUUUUUCAUUAUGUUUAAACACCAAAUCACAAUACUGAGUUUUCUGUCUAUCUUCAUCUAUUACUGGAGUUCUUGGUAAAAACUGAACAUCUCUUCAGUUCAACAAAAUAACACACCAAUACUUUUGUUUAAAUUUAACUAAUUGUGUCAUGAUUGUUUGACAACACUCCCAUGGGUGAGAUUUCUUAUUUAUGCCAAGGCAAAUAAACUGCUCAUGGUUCUCACUAAUCAUUAUUCUUGUUAAAAGAUAAGUUGCUAAAGUUUUUACUAACCAGCACAAUGAUGGACGCGGGCUUUUUUAAUGGACACAAAAUCUCAGCAUUAUUUUGUACCGCAUUAAAAGAGUGAUGACAGAGAAUGUCCAUAAGAAAUCCACACUGGAACAAAUAGCUGCAAAUCGAGCAGAGAUAUAGCUCAACAUAUGGUGUCCCACAGAGAAAAGCACAAGAUUUUAGAUAAUAAAUGAAUAAAACUGAAAAAAUUGCUGUUCAGAAAACAUGGCAUCCAAACGUUCAUCAUAGACAACAUAUUUUUAGAAGAAACAACUUUUGAAUCUACGCAAACAGACCCCUAUGAAAACACUUUUAAAAAUUCAUCCUUUGAAGUAGAAACCAAAAUCUUUUAUUCUUUUUUUGUUUGAACAUUUUUAUCCUUUUUUCACCACACAUUGGCAAAUUCCAGUAUGAUGUCUUUAUUAGAUAUUGUCUAAAAUGUGUAUGUUUGCAUAUUUUUUAUGGCAGCAUGUUGCUGCAGCAGGGUCUACAUUAAACUCACCUUGGCCAUAUGUAUCUAUCAGCAAAAAAUAAAAAAUAAAACAUCCUAUUUCAGUAUUUGAA